ACCUGUUUUAUUUUACGAUUAAGGUCGGUAAGGUCGGUGGACGAAAGGACUACGGUUUUGGAAAGGAAAAUACGAUUUUAGGUUUAAAGACAGCUUUAAAUUUAAGCUCGAAGAUGCUUCCUGCUGCUGCACGUUUUGCCAUCUUCACACCAACUUAUGGGCAAGUUCGUGGAAUGGCCACACUAAAAGACAUUCAAAUGCGACUUAAGUCUGUACGAAAUAUUCAGAAGAUCACUCAGAGCAUGAAAAUGGUAUCAGCAGCAAAGUAUGCUAAGGCUGAAAGGGAGUUGAAACCUGCUCGUUCCUAUGGCAAAGGUGCUCAAGCUUUUUAUCAACAGGCGGAAAUUAAAGCUGCAGAAGAUAAGCCCAAGACUUUGGUACUUGCCAUAACAUCUGAUAGAGGGUUGUGUGGAGCUGUUAACAGUAGUGUGUCGAAGAAAAUCAAAGCUUUAAUAUCACAAUCUGCCAGCAAUUCAGACAUUCGUGUUAUAUGUUUAGGAGACAAGUCUCGCACCAUGUUACAGAGGCAAUAUGGAAAAAACAUUAUGAUGGUGUUCUCUGAGUAUGGAAAGAAACCACCCACAUUUGAAAAUGCCACUGAAGUAGCUAAUGCUGUCUUGGAGAGUGAUUUUGAGUUUGAUAAUGGAAUCAUUAUAUAUAACACAUUCAAAUCAGUAGUAUCUUACAACACCAGUGAUAUGCCCAUAUUUACUGUCGAUACCAUUGGAUCAGCGGAUAAGCUAAGCAUAUAUGACAGUAUUGAUGCUGAGGUACUCCAAAGCUUUCAGGAGUUCUCCUUAGCCAGCCUUAUUUUCUUUGCCAUGAAGGAAAGCUAUUGCACAGAACAGAGCUCUCGAAUGACGGCCAUGGAUGGAGCCACUAAGAAUGCAGGUGAAAUGAUUGACAAGCUCACCCUCACCUUUAAUCGUACAAGACAGGCUGUUAUCACCAGAGAAUUGAUUGAGAUCAUUUCUGGAGCAGCAGCUUUGUAAGUGAAAUAGUACCAUGGCCAGCAAAUAUCUUGAAGAUUUCUGUUCCAUUAGUUUACAACAUGAAAGGAAAAAAAAACCUAAGAAGAAAGACAUUUCAAUUUAUAUCAAGGAAUAAUUGUUUUUUGAUGUAGUUAAAAGAAGUGUCAGUGUAGAUUCAACAGUACGUACAUCUGAAAUAAAAUGUUCUGUUUUUCCCAGGUAA
Messenger RNA from Limulus polyphemus (Atlantic horseshoe crab), 1194 nucleotides. It is a transcript of the gene ATPsyngamma, whose product is annotated as ATP synthase subunit gamma, mitochondrial-like. Gene Ontology annotation, molecular function: proton-transporting ATP synthase activity, rotational mechanism. Gene Ontology annotation, biological process: proton motive force-driven ATP synthesis. The coding region runs from base 114 to 992 and encodes 292 amino acids. The record is from RefSeq and is a predicted model, not a curated record. NCBI's taxonomy places the organism in Eukaryota, Metazoa, Arthropoda, Merostomata, Xiphosura, Limulidae. The transcript is spliced from 7 exons.